AUGGACGACUACGCGUCAAUGAAUUACAACUACUACCCGCAAGGUGACAUGUACCAAGGAGCUCAGAUGGAAGAUCCGAUGGCUCAAGCACCAAAACCGGUACAGAUUCAUUUUUUCCUAGAACUGUUCAAAGAAAAUAAACUUUCAGAAUGAUCCACCUCCUCCUCCGCCAAUUGUCAUCUGUCCGACGGAAGUUGAUCACAUCAACGUGACUCUGGAGAAAAACCAACAGUGCGCUUGCAAGGUGGGUUCUGUCAGGGGUGCAUUAAAGGAACUCAUAGUUUAGGACUGUGGCAAGUUGUUCAACUCUGUGUGGUACCUGAAGCAACACGCUGUCAAGCACUCAAACGAUCGUCCAUUCAAAUGCAAAUUCUGUUUCAAGGUUCCAAUGAAGCAAUCAUUUGUAUAAAAUGAAAUUUUUAGACCUACAAAUUUCGUUCAAAUCUUUAUCAGCACAAAUGCCCUGACCGCCAAAAGUCGAUGGCUCAAGCAGGGUUAGUCGAAAAUAUUUGAAUGCUUUUUUUCUAAAAAGGUAUUACUCUCAUAGAUUUGAAAAAUUGAGACAAGAUCAAUAAAAAAGAUUUAGCAGAAAGCGUGGCGGACACAUCAUUUCGCCUUCAGCUCGUCGUCUUGAGACGAAUCAACUCCUGAAAUCCCGAAUCGAAGCCAACAUGCAUGCAGAGGAAAUGCAAUCGUACGUUUUGGUCUUUCCUGCGACUUUGGUUUUGAAAAUCAAAAACCUUGUCCUUUAUCAGUUUGACCUACGGCGUUUUGAAAUGAGAGACGAAUUGCAGAUUGCAAGCUGGAGGCGGAGGAGGAGGAACAGGCGUCGGCGCUUGCCUUUCGGACAACGAAGAUAACGAUGCUCCAAUCACCUAUGGCUUGGUCAUUCAAAACCUCGAUACGUCACAUCAGAUGACCCACAAUGUACGAAAUGUUGCGAAAAACGUAAAGUCAAAUUGAUAAUGUUUUCAGCCUAUUCCAAUGCAACUUCCACCUCUCCCACAGCAGACAGACGUUCACGAGUUGGAAAAUCAACAGACAGAACUGGAUAGUGUUCGGGGACAACAGCUACCGCCUCAACAAAUUGAGGCAUUUGUUCAGAAAAACAAAAACAAGGUUUUUGCCAAAGUCAAUUCGUUAAAAAAAUAUCAAAAAACCACAUGCUUGACCUGAUUUAAAUUAACAAAAUUCUUUUGCAGCUUUUCUCCUGCCGCAAGUGUCGUGUGCUGUUUCCCACCGAAGAAUCACUUUUGAGACACUCGGCGUCGCAUUCUGGAGAAGAUCUAUUUGCAUACAAAUGCAAUAAUUGCCGCCAGGUAGGUUCAGAAACCGCCCGACUAGUCACAUGAAUCAAAAAGAACGCCACCUUCACUUCAUAUUCUUCAAUUCAGGCGUUCGAAAGCGAGAAAGAACUCCGUCGCCACGCUCUGUUGCACUCGGGCGUCGGUCCUUGGAAAUGCGAAGAAUGCUGUGGACAGUUCAGGUGAGUUUGUGAUAAUCAUGGCCAGGGACUAAUUACUUAUUUGUAGAUCGUCUGUGGCUCUGAGACGCCACAAAGACCAAUGCCGUCCGUGUUUUCUGCCACCAGUACAGAACAACAUCGUAAGUUGUACAAUCAGCUAUCGCGUUCCAAAAAAGCAUCAGAUGGUCUCCGUGCAUUCUCCGUUCGAUCCUUUCUCUUUCAUCCCGACAGAAAACGAUCAAAUGUUCAUUCCUAUGUGCGAUGAACUCAACCGUCAAGGAACAGAUAGCGGCCUUGGCAGUGAAGGCUCGCCUAACAGCUGUGCUAAUUCCUCGCCGGAAAGGUUAUUCCUCCGUGUUUCAACUGUAUCUUUUACUCUACAAGUUUCAGGCAGAACAUGUCUUUGGAAGAAGUUUUCGACAUCAUCGGGGAUCGCAAAAUGGAGAAGGAGGACGACGAAGAUAGUGGCUUCCGCAGCAGACUCAACUCCGUUACGCACUCAGGAUCGCCAGAUUCUUCUAGCUUCUCCAAUCAUUCUGGAUCUCCGCCGCGCAAACUCUCCGGACAGGAUCCAGAAAUGAGUUCACCUUUCAUGUUGGCUAGUUAUGGUAGCGGUCCGGCUUAUGGUCAGCAAAUGUUCUUUGAUUCCCCCAUGAGCAACAGCUCGUACUCGAUCAUGGAUGAGGUUUCGAAGAAGUUUUUGAUUAAUAUUCUAAUAAAUGAUUCAGAUGAGCACCAAACAACUGAUGUCACUGAAAGGAGGUUCUGGAACAGACAUCGGAAUCACUGUUUCACCUGCGCGUUACCAGGCGCAGAAGAUUUUCAAAUGUACGUGUUUUAAUUUUCUCAUUUACUAACGCUGGAAAACACAAUCUUUUUGCAGAAAUGCGUGCAACUUCUUCUAA
Messenger RNA from Caenorhabditis auriculariae, 2370 nucleotides. Lineage: Eukaryota; Metazoa; Nematoda; Chromadorea; Rhabditida; Rhabditidae. The record is from the annotation of a GenBank genome assembly.